This is a messenger RNA of Carica papaya (papaya), 1104 nucleotides long. NCBI's taxonomy places the organism in Eukaryota, Viridiplantae, Streptophyta, Magnoliopsida, Brassicales, Caricaceae. The record is from RefSeq and is a predicted model, not a curated record.
AGAACUCGUUUUUACGUCACCUUACUUUUUGUCAAUCCAAGAAGUCGCCUCUCUGAUGACCAGGUAAACAGAGCUUCAGGCUUCAGCCUUCCUAACGUCUAUAGUCUGGAACCGCAAACUCUAUAGCACCUAUCACCAAUGGCUGCUUCAGUAUUUACUCAUGCGCUCUCAGUCCCAUCAAUUCCCAUUAAAGCUAAACCGAAACCAAUCAGAACUGCAACUGGAGUGUCAGCUCAGGCCCUCAUAACCUCCCCACAAGCUUCUUUCUCCGAUCCUUUUGUUCUUCAAUUAGCAGAAUCCCUCGAGGAUUCUCUAUCAUCUUCUCCGUCUCCUUCUGAAGCUUCUCCUCUGGCCUUGCCGCUCCAAAGGAUCAGGGACAAUGCCGCACAAAAACUUCUCUCAACCCCCUGGCCAUCUCGCAAAGACGAACCCUUUCGCUUCACUGACAUUUCAUUCAUCAAACAAUCUCAAAUUCUCCCUGUAUCUUGCCCGCCACAGUUUUCAACUUCACUGGAUGAUCUAAACGAUACGCAGUCUCUAACUGUCACGAUUGUCGAUGGUUUUAUCGAGAAUUCCGCGUCUAACUUGAAAGAAGUGCCAGAUGGGGUUUAUGUAGGAAGUUUGUCGAGUGCAUCUGACUAUAUUGUGAAAAAAGUAUCCGAGUUAAUGGGUGAGUUUCAAUGGGGUGAUCUGUUUUGGUCAAUUAAUGGGAUGGGCGCACCGGAUUGUACCGUCGUUUAUGUUCCGGUAGGGUGUAAGCUGGAGAAUCCGAUACAUUUUAGGUAUUUCUCUAUCGAGGGAGACGAUGUGGGCUCGAACAAAUUGCCACUAUCAAAUCCAAGAGUGUUUGUGUUGGUGGAGAAGGAAGGGGCUAUUGGUAUCAUUGAGGAAUUUGUUGGCAAAGAAACUAAUCCAUCUCACUGGACGAAUUCGAUUUUGGAAGUGGUGAUCCGAGAAGGAGGAAAAGUUAAUCAUUCUUACUUGCAGACUCAGUCAUUGAAUGCCGCCCAUACUAAGUGGACUUCGGUCCAGCAGGUAAUUUCGAUUUUUCCUUUCAUUCUGUUUUUGAUUUCUUAUGUAGAAGAUUUUGUUGUUCUUUCAUGA